AUGGAUUCACCACCUACACCAUUACAUCCGGCAGCUAAUGAAGAAGUGAACGUUAUACCAGAAGGUGAAUUACCAUCUGGCACUAUAGCGAACUUGGAUCUCAACCCAGACUUAUAUGACGAGGAAACUGAUCAAAAUGACGUCGAUGAUGAUGACAACGCCAAAAAAGAUGACGUGAUAGUGAAAAGUGACAAUGAUGAUUAUGAUGAUGGGCAAUCAUACGAGCUUCAAAUGUUGACAAGCUCGUUUGAUAAACAAUAUGAACUAUUGCAAGCAGAAUUCGAAAAAACUACAAACCAUAACAAAAUAGCAACGUACCAGCAAAGCAAGUUAAUCAACUACGUGGACGAGCAAUUAUUGGCAAUUCAACGAAAGUUCAUCAAAAACCAAGCUGACACUACAGAACUGUACUCUUUUUUCCAGUUAAUCAAUGAAUUAUCGAAGGUUUUUGAUCUCGUAUGGUACUCGAUUAAUAACAGGUCAGGCUUGUUCGGCCAGCAAGAUUAUUUAAUCAAAUUAAUGGAUGAUAUGGAAGACUAUGUUGCGCAUUACAGGUUAUUUGAAGAUACAGAUGACUUUGGUACGUUGGAGCUUCAAUUGCUUGAUUACUUUACAUUCUUCCAAGUGUUGGAUUUGCACAUAAGUUUUUUAAUUGAUGGAUUUUCGAUGGAAGCAUCCAAUACAGUAGAGAAACUCAACAAUACUCAGAUAGUACGUCUAUCGCCAAUUGCAUCAAGAUUAAGGAUCUUAAUUAUAUCCAAGUUGGAUCCGUUACGAAUGAAAUUAUCUCGUGAGGAGCUUGCUUCUGAUUCACAAGGCAAAAUUGAAAGUGAAAAGCGCAAAAACCACAGAAGACGCUUACAAAAUGUCAUAGAAGGAGAACUUGGAAAGGUUUUCGAAGGUAUCUUGGAUAGGACAUGA
Molecule: messenger RNA, 921 nt
Organism: Debaryomyces fabryi
Lineage: Eukaryota; Fungi; Ascomycota; Pichiomycetes; Serinales; Debaryomycetaceae
Product: TFIIH complex subunit
Exons: 1
Coding region: 1-921 (306 amino acids)
Cellular component (GO): transcription factor TFIIH holo complex
Source: RefSeq, a predicted model, not a curated record